CUUUCUUCCAGCCAGCCAGCAGCGGAUUGUUCAUCAGACAGAAUCGACUUCCUUCUUGUGCAACUCUUGCGCUUCGCGUCGCGAAUCUUUCAACGAACGAUUAUUAUCAGAUGCAUCCAUCAUCAGAUGUGAUUCAGAUUCUAUACAGUUACCCAUAGUUAUAGUUUCCACCAGCAUCUGAUUCGCGUUUCGAUAUAUAUCUACACGUCGCUAUAGUCUGGCAGCUGAAAGUGCUCACGUAAAGAAGUGAAGAAAACGCAAUUCUUUCAGUUUCGCCGUAGGUUGUGCACUAAUUUCCGCAUCGAAGCUUCCGCAAGAUCCGGUGGGGUCUGUUCGUUCGUAGCUCUUGCUUUGGAUUAUUGGUGAGGUGAAAUUGGGGAUUUGCAGAACAGAGCCCCAGGAAAGUUUCCGAAUCAUUGCUCAGAAAAAGUGAUCGUAUGUAAAAAAGUGUAACUAUUGGGAAGUGCUUCCUUUUCUCUUCCGGAGGAAUAACCUUGAAUUACUCCGUUUCCAAAGCUAACCAGUAUCAUCAGGCCUGGCGAUAUCAAAUGAUGAAUCUUGGCUGAGUGGACAACAUUAUUUUGUGUUUACAAACGAGCUACAUACUUAUAUCAGUACAUGGUGAUAAUGUAAGUGUGGUGUGCAGGCCGAGGAUAAUGACUUCGCCCGUGGCUUACCUUUGAGUUGUUUUCCUAUGUGAGCUCGGCAAAACCGUUCAAUCAACACGCACAGUUCGUUGUUCCAGUCCGGUUUUAGUGUUCUCGCAGUAACCGCGUGUGGUUGGUUAACCCUAAGAUUUGCAACAAUUAUUUAUAAGGCUGCAUGUAAUUGCGGGAAAGUUGUUUUCAGUGAUAUCGAGUGAUAAUAAGCUCAUUUAGUGUACCCAGUGUCGCACAAGAAGCUCAGUGUUGCUCACAGUUUGUUAGAAUAAGAAGAAGAAUAUUUCAACAAAUCAAUACAUAAACGCGCAAAAAACAUGGCAGGUCCGUGGUCCAUGGUCAAGCAAUCGACACUGAUGCAUCUGUGCUUUGCGAUAUCAUAUUUCACAUCCGGAUUAAUCAUCAACACGGUACAGUGUGUGCUCUAUUUUGGACUUAAACCGUUCAACAAGCGACUCUACAGGAAGAUUGGAUAUUAUCUGUGUUACUCCUUUUAUUCACAACUGGUAUUUUUGGCUGACUGGUGGUCCGGCUCAACACUGUACGUAUACAUAAGCGAUGAAGAUCUCAAACAUUGUGGCAAAGAGCAUGUGUUACUGUUGAUGAACCACACCUAUGAGGUGGAUUGGCUUGUAGGAUGGAUGUUCUGCGAAAAAGUGGGAGUACUGGGUAACUGUAAAGCAUACGCCAAAAAGGUCAUUCAGUACAUUCCGACCGUCGGUUGGGCAUGGAAGUUUGCUGAGUUUGUUUUCUUGGAACGUUCGUUUGACAAGGAUAAGGAAAUCAUCGGUCGUCAAAUUAAGGAAAUCAUGGAUUACCCCGACCCCGUCUGGUUGCUGUUGAAUGCAGAGGGCACUCGAUUCACUGAGAAGAAACAUGAAGCGUCGAUCAAGUUUGCUCGUGAUCGCGGAAUGGUUGAACUGAAGCAUCACUUGAUCCCUAGGACCAAGGGUUUCACUGCCAGCUUGCCGGAAUUGCGCAACAGGGGCGUUAUUCUAGAUAUUCAACUAGCGAUCAACAAAGAUUCUCCCAUUAAACCCACAAUUUUCAAUAUCCUUAAUGGAAAACCAAUUGAGGCACACAUGCAUGUUCGUCGUAUCACGUACGAUCAGGUGCCGGAAGACGAGACGCAAGCAGCUGAAUGGUUACAGGAACUGUUCCGUCAAAAGGAUAUAAUGCAAGAGAGCUUCCAUAAACAUGGAGAUUUCUUUACCGGUUCCAAUGUUACCCGAAAAGUCCCCGUGAAGCUGCAGCCUAGAUUGCAAACUUUGAUCAAUAUGGUAGCCUGGAAUGUGUUGACGGUAGUUCCAAUGACUUACUAUCUGCUUCAGCUGUUGAUCAGCGGCGAAUUUAUGUACUUCUCUAUCGGAGCAUCGAUCCUUACUGCUUUUUACGGCCUUAUGGUGAAAGCAAUCGGGAUGUCCAAAAUCAGCAAAGCAUCAUCUUACGGAUCGGAAAAGAAGAACGGACACAGCCUCCAUAACGGAUCCUCCACCAAUGAGACCACCAAAACUAAGUAGAACCGAUAGCUCUUUAUACUUAUGUACUUGUAGAUCUAGUAUGUACGUCGUUGUAUACCCUUAUUGGCCAAUUUGGCCACUCGAACCCGACCCGUAGCUUAGCUAACCUUUUCCCAAAAAAAACUUUAUAUUUUGUCCAACUUUUGGAGUUGACUAUUUUGCUCCAUGAAUUAUGCGGAAUAAAGCCUUCCGAAAUAAAGAACGCACGAUCACGCGUUUAGCCACCAACACCGUCAUGCCAAAUUUUUGCUAGGAGGUUUUAUUAUUAUGUAUCUGUUUUUGAACAAACACGAUAAUUAGCGCCCAACUGCUUGAAGCGGUGUUAUCAGAAGAAAUCAUUUUUUCAAAAACGGCAUACGGAAAAAUAGUGACGGAUUUAAAGGUGUUACUCAUUUAUUGUCCUUGAUAUAUACCUAAGCAUAUUUCCUUAUACAAAAGAAACGUAGGUAACAAUUGUGCGGUUAAAACUCGAGAAACAGGAAACCCGAGCAACUAUGAGAGAAUAAUCUAUUUAUUACCAAUUUUUCGGUGAGAUAUAGUUUGUAUUGUGCAGUGUACUUGUGCACUGUAAGGUAUUGGAGGAAUGAUACAGACAAGCAGAAACAUUGCAGUCACUGGAUAUAUCGUCUAUCAAGCCAGCGAGAAAGAAAAAAACUCAGUACAAAUUUUACCACCUACCAUGCGAUUUUAGUUGUCACAUUAUCACCAUAAAGAGCAGACACACGAUAUUAGUUUUUGCUUGGAUCUGUAUCGCUAACAUACUACGUUUGAAAUGAAUUGUGCAGCAAAUGUUUUCAAUAAUAAUGCAAUCUAACAACAAUAUUAUUAGUUACGAAAUUAAUUACUAAGUAACAUUUCUUGCGAAAUGAAAAAAAAAGACUAGAAUUGGAAACCAAAACAGGCACAAAGGUUGAACUUCAUAAUCCCACACAACUGUUUUGCACAAGUUCAGUGAAAUACCUACCUGUUUAUAGAGGAGAAUCAUUGACAAUGAAUCACUAAUACGGACAAUAAAUAAUCGAAUUCCUGAAAAAAUAAAUAAAUUUCUUACGCUGGUUCAAGUUUCACUGUCGUUUUUUUAUUAUAUUUGAGUCAAUUCAGAAACAGAAAAGCGGUUGUUGAUUGACUUUAUAAAGUUUGUCAGUAAUCGUCUCAGAGUACCUCACUCUGGUAUGUACUAUAAAUUCUUUACAAAAAAGAAAGAUCAAGGCGCUGAGAUGUACUCGGAACAGUUGAUCUGAUGAAAAUCAAAGCAUGUUCAUUGUUAAUCAAUCUCCUCUACAGACGCACUAUAAAGGUUAUUCGUGCGCAAAGUCUGAAGCCGAGCUUCCUUGUUAACCAACUUUAUUCGCAACAAUUAAUAAGAAAGGGCUUUCAAUUAUCUAGUUUACCUUAGUGUACCGUACUGUUAAGUUACUACUCUCUUAUAACAGCAAUCACCUGGAAUCGGCCAAUUAUUGCAACAGAGUGUGAACCAUAAAAGUGAAUGUCUAUGGUUGGCGAAAUAAAGCAUUGUUUUCAUCUGUUAAUAGGAGUCGAA
This is a messenger RNA of Aedes albopictus (Asian tiger mosquito), 3719 nucleotides long. Its product is annotated as 1-acyl-sn-glycerol-3-phosphate acyltransferase delta. The record is from RefSeq and is a predicted model, not a curated record. NCBI's taxonomy places the organism in Eukaryota, Metazoa, Arthropoda, Insecta, Diptera, Culicidae. The coding region runs from base 977 to 2179 and encodes 400 amino acids. The transcript has 5 exons. Gene Ontology annotation, cellular component: endomembrane system. Gene Ontology annotation, molecular function: 1-acylglycerol-3-phosphate O-acyltransferase activity.